Aphis gossypii (cotton aphid) is the source of this 822-nucleotide messenger RNA. RefSeq lists its product as uncharacterized. Bases 10 to 807 code for a protein of 265 amino acids. NCBI's taxonomy places the organism in Eukaryota, Metazoa, Arthropoda, Insecta, Hemiptera, Aphididae. The transcript has 5 exons. The record is from RefSeq and is a predicted model, not a curated record.
GCGUUUCCAAUGGUCUUUGUCCUUUUGGGGAGUGAGACAGAGGAAACGUAUUGUGAGUUAUUCGCUGUGAUACGCAAUAUUCUAUCUUUGAAUUAUGAUGGAAUCCGUUUUGUUACUGAUUAUGAGCGUGCUCUUAUGAAUGCUGUCCAGCAAAUCUUCCCUAACAGUAACUUACUAUGCUGUUGGUUCCAUUAUACUCAGUCGGUUGUUAGAUAUUGUCACCGAAAAGUGAAUGGUGUCUUGAACUUGGUGAAGAGGCAUGAUGUGGCAGCUCGUAAUUUCAGAGUGGUACUAGCAUUGCCUCAUCUACCGGCUGAAAGUGGUCAUCUGGGGUGCCCUAAUUUUUGUAUGGAAGAUAGAUUAAAUACGAUUGUUAAUUAUACCUUUCAGUUUCCUGAAAUUAAUGAGGUUAUAAAUCGUUUCCUGAUGGACUACAUUUAUCAUUAUUGGUUUUUGCAAAUUGGUCCACGAUUUUUAAGUGUUUUUGGUCAAGAUCACCGGACCAACAAUUACUUAGAAUCCUUCCAUGCAACGUUUCUCACUCAAAUUGGACGCCACCCUAAUAUUUGGGUCUUUCUUCGCGAACUGACUAUUGUGGAAAAUCAGUUCUUUGUAGAAUUUCAACAAAGCAUCAAUAAUCGCAUGAUCAGAGAUGGCACUUCUAGAUCUGAAAGAGAAAAUUCGACAAGGAUUAUUGCAGAAUUUGUACAGCAACUAAUCAGAGACGGUGAUCUAUUGAUGUUUUUGAGGAGGACCGGUCACCGAAAUGAUGGCUAUGUUCAACAACAAAUUGGAGCCUAUCCCUGAGUAAGUUGUAAAUUU